Syngnathus typhle (broad-nosed pipefish) is the source of this 4970-nucleotide messenger RNA. RefSeq names its product nuclear receptor coactivator 2 (gene ncoa2). The transcript has 22 exons. Gene Ontology annotation, biological process: cellular response to hormone stimulus; positive regulation of transcription by RNA polymerase II. Lineage: Eukaryota; Metazoa; Chordata; Actinopteri; Syngnathiformes; Syngnathidae. The record is from RefSeq and is a predicted model, not a curated record. Gene Ontology annotation, cellular component: nucleus. Bases 296 to 4708 code for a protein of 1470 amino acids. Gene Ontology annotation, molecular function: protein dimerization activity; nuclear receptor binding.
GAGGGGAGGGGGUAGAAGCUAGCCUAGCUACCACCAGCCAGAUAAACACUCAGCGGUGGCUUGCGGACUCGCAGCAGUAACAUGGCGGCACAGUUAGCCAACGCUAACGUCGUUCCACCGUCGCCUUCGCGAAGGUCAGCUCAGCCUGUGACGCACGGAAUCUAACCCAGAAAAGGACGGACGACUUGAGCACUAACACAAGUGGACGAGGCUCGGCGCUUUCCUGAUGUUGUCGUCUCGCAGCGAUGGCCUGAGGGACUCUGCGCACUGAAACCAAGGCUGAUAUGCGUUGAGGAUGAGCGGUAUCGGGGAAAACUCUUCCGACCCUGCCAGGGCAGAGUCGCGAAAACGUAAAGAAUGUUCCGCAGAACUCCUUGGACCCAGUCCCAAACGGAGCAACGAGAAACGCAACCGCGAGCACGAGAACAAAUACAUCGAGGAGCUGGCCGAGCUGAUCUUCGCCAACUUCAACGACAUCGACAACUUCAACGUCAAGCCCGACAAAUGUGCCAUCCUGAAGGAGACGGUCAAGCAGAUCCGGCAAAUCAAGGAGCAAGAGAAAGCUGCCGCCGCCAACGAGGAGGAGGUGCAGAAGUCGGACGUUUCGUCGACGGGCCAGAGCGUGAUUGACAAGGAUGCUUUGGGACCCAUGAUGCUGGAGGCCCUGGACGGCUUCUUCUUCGUGGUGAACAUGGAGGGCAACAUCGUGUUUGUCUCGGAGAACGUGACGCAGUACCUGCACUACAACCAGGAGGAGCUGAUGAACACCAGCGUCUACAGCGUGCUGCACGUCGGAGACCACGCUGAGUUCAUCAAGAACCUGCUGCCCAAGUCCCUCGUGAACGGCGUGCCGUGGUCCAGUGAGGGUCCGAGGCGAAACAGCCACACCUUCAACUGCCGAAUGCUGGUCAACCCGCACAGUGAGAGCCCCGAGCAGGCCCACGAGCACGAGCCGCCGCAGCAGCAGAAGUACGAGACCAUGCAGUGCUUCGCCGUGUCGGAGCCCAAGUCCAUCAAGGAGGAAGGCGACGACUUCCAGUCGUGCCUGAUCUGCGUAGCUCGCCGGGUUCCCAUGAAGGAGAGGCCCAUGUUGCCCACGCACGAGAGCUUCACCACACGCCAAGACCUACAAGGCAAGAUAACCUCACUGGACACCAGCCUGCUGCGGGCCUCAAUGAAGCCGGGCUGGGAGGACCUGGUGCGUCGUUGCAUCCAACGCUUUCACUUGCAAAACGACGGCGAGAUGUCUUUUGCCAAACGGCAUCAGCAAGAAGUGCUUCGCCACGGCCAGGCGUUCAGCCCCAUCUACCGCUUCUCUCUCUCGGACGGAACCAUCGUGUCGGCCCACACCAAGAGCAAGCUGGUGCGCUCUCACGCCACCAAUGAACCUCAGCUUUACAUGUCGCUGCAUAUUCUCCAGAGGGAGCAGACGAUGUGUGGCAUGGGCCAGGACAUGGGUCCCGCUGCCCAGGCCCAGGCCGCGGGGAUGGCUCCCAAGCCUGUGAACUCCUCCACCCCCUCCAUGACUCCUCCGACCCCGGGCAGCUUGCCAGGCGCAGGACCUCAGGGCCAAGACAUCAGCAACAGCACGCCUUUCUCGCCGCCGGGCCCCGCCGGGCCCAGAGAGCCACCGGCCAUGGGGGGACACAUGCAGGGCUACCGCUACGGUUGCCCGCCACCGCACAGCCACGCGGGGGGGAUGCAGCCACCGCAGCAGGGCCAGAACUGGAGAAUGAACAGUCCCUCCCGCGCCAGCCCCAGCCCGGUGGGCGGCCCGCAUCCGCCUCAGCAGAACUGCAUGCUUUCCCCCAGGCAUCGCGGCAGCCCCGGGGGGGCGGCCAGCCCCCGCGUCGGCCUCCACUCUCCCUCCCCAGUGGGAAUGGGCGGCGGCGCGGCGGGCGGCCAUGGCAACAGCUACACCAGCAGCUCUCUGUCAGCCCUCCAGGCCCUAAGCGAGUGUCACGGAGUCGGUCACGGGCACGCGCUAGGGUCUCCGGAUCGGCGGAUAGGCUCCCCGGCUAGCGCCCCUCCGGGAUCGGGGGCUCAUCCUGUGCCGAGACCCGGACCAGGCUCGUUGGACUCUUUUGAAGCGGGACAGGGGGUCCACGGGGCGGGCCCGACGGAAAGCAACCCGGCCGACCCGAAAGAGGAGCGUGAGGAUGACGCUCACGCUCGUCUUCACGACAGCAAAUGCCAUACUAAGCUGCUGCAGCUGCUCACCACCAAACCGGAACCUCUGGAGACGCCCCUCUCCCCCAACGCGGGGGCCGAGGGGAAAGAUGGGGCCGGGGUCCGCAGCGGGCUACCCGGAGUGACUACGCAUGCCACAUCCCUCAAAGAGAAACACAAGAUUCUCCACCAGCUGCUCCAGAACAGCACGUCUCCCGUGGACCUGGCCAAGCUCACCGCCGAGGCCACCGGGAAGGAGCUGGGCCAGGAGCAGGGCCAGGGUGCUACCGGCACAGACGGCGCCCCCAAGCAGGAGCCGCUCAGCCCCAAGAAGAAGGAAAAUGCUCUGCUGCGCUACCUGCUGGACAAGGACGAUGGCGGGCUGAAGGACAAGGCGCCCAAGCUAGAGCCUGGAGAGGUCAAGGUGGAAGGGGGGGGCAAACAUCCGCUCGUCAAAACAGAGAAACCAGAUGUCGGCUACGAUCGGGCUGAACAGUCCUCGGAGCUGGACGACAUCCUGAACGACCUGCAGAAUGCCCAGCCGCAGCUGUUUUGUGAGCCGCGGCCUGUCUCGCUGCCCAGCCCCAUGGACAAGCAAAACAUCAUCAACGACAUCCUGCAGAUGUCAGAGAACAGCCCGGCCACACCGCCGCAGCAUCCGCAGCACAAGAAUGUUAGCGGUGGCAUGGGGCCCACCAAUUUCGGGGGCGUGCGGCCGGGCAGGGGCGGGCCGAUGAGGAGUGUGUCGCUGGAGAUGAGCGCCACGCCGCAGUACCCCAUGAGGACCACCAGCCCAUACGCGCUGGUUCAGCAGCAGCAGCAAAGCAUGGUGGGAGGACACGGCAUGAUGGCGAGCCAGGCCAAUAUGGUCGUCCCAGGACUCGUGGGUCCGGGCGCUACUCGGCUAGGUAUACAGCAGCAACAGCAGGAAGGCUGGGCGGGCUCAGCUUCGGUUCCGCAGCUGGCCCAGAGUCGGAUGGGCCCGGGCGGCACUCCCAUGAGGCCAGGGCAGCCAGGACCUCGGCAAAUGCUCCAGACCUCCAUGAUGCCCAACGCCCAACUUGACAUGGACAUGAGUAUGGUCGGCCACUUCUCUCAGCAGCAGCAGCAGGCUCCGCCCAAUCAGACGGCACCUUGGCCGGACAGCAUGAUGCCCAUUGAGCAGACUCCGUUUGUCAACCAGAACAGGUCGCUGCACCCGACUCCUCAGGAGGACUUGUUGUGCAGCAUUGGCCUCGGCGAAGGGGGUCCAGUGGACGAGGGGGCCCUCAUGUCUCAGCUGUACUCAGCGCUAAAGGAUUUUGACGGCCUAGAGGAGCUGGACCGGGCGCUCGGCAUCCCCGCUCUGAUCGAACAGAAUCAGACGCUAGACCAGGACCAGUUUGCGCAGGACCCCUCCUCCAUGAUGCUGGAGCAGAAGCCCCCCAUGUACGCCCAGCAGCAGUUUGGCCCGCCCCCGUCCCACAUGGCGCAGAGGGGCUACCCUGGCGCGCCCAUGCAGGAGCCGGGCUUCCACUCGAUGGCCGGCCAGAUGCCGCCGCGUCCCGGUUACCCAAUGAUGAGGAUGCAGGCCCGGGCGGGACUCAGGCCCAGCGGGGUGGUGCCCAACCAGCCCAACACGCUGCGCCUUCAGCUGCAACAUCGGCUUCAGUCACAGCAGCAGAACCGACAGCCAAUGAUGACUCAGAUGAGUAGUGUGUCAAAUGUGAACCUACCUCUAAGAUCCAACGCUCCCAAUCAGGGGACCAUCAAUGCCCAGAUGCUGGCGCAGCGUCAACGCGAGAUGCUGAGCAACCACUUGCGACAGCGGCAGCAACAGCAGCAGCGGAGCAUGGCCAUGCGGGCGCAGGGCCUCAACUUGCCGCCCAACAUGAGCGGGCCGCGGAUCCCCCAGGCCAACCCCCAGCAGUUCCCCUACCCGCCCAGCUACGGUACCGGUACAGGCCUGGCCUCGCCACCUCCCCCUAGCAGCCCCUUCUCCUCCCCCUCGCCUCUCUCCUCCCCCAGCCUGCCGUCUCUCCCCGCCAACCCCCAGCUGCACUUGCAUGGCACCUCCUCCUCUUCCUGCUCCACCCCUUCCCCCUCUUCUCAGCAGAUGAUGAUGAUGAUGAUGGGAAACACAAACAUGAUGGGCGGACAGUACGGGACCGUACUCAGCCCCCAAAUGCAGCACAGUGCCUUUCAGUUUCCCAACUCAGGUAUGAGCCAACAGGCGGAGAGUGGUUUCGGGGGUCCCGGUGCACCGCCGAGCCCUCUGCUGUCCCCACGGGUGGCACACGCCCAGCAAUCCCCCAUGAUGCAGCAGGGCUCGGGCGGUACCCCCUUCCAGGGCUCGUCGGACAUCAAUGGCUGGACGCAGGGCAACGUGGCAGGGAGCAGUAUGUUCUCACAACAGCAGGCGUCCCCUCAGUUUAGCCAGCAGCAACAGCAGAAUAAUGGCAGCCUGUUCAACGGUGUCCCUGGCAUGGGCCAGAUGGGCGUCGCAUCCAUGUCCUCGCCCGGCUUGCCCUCCAUGGGACAAGAGCCGAAAUACUGUUAACUCUCAUUGAGUUGGACUUGAGAUGGAGCAACAACAAAACAACAAAAAGUGUACGAACGUAAGCGAGCCAACAGCCCUCAAAGAUUACGAAAUACAGUCAGGCUUCUGUCUGCAUUCACCGUAGUGUGACUUACUGUAGGCCCCCCGGGUACGAGGGGCAAACCACCUCCCCAAUCCCCUCCCACGCCCCGAUGAAUGUAUUCCUCUCAGCGGACUGCGGCUAUUUACAAUCUCAUUGUUAAUAUUUCACAACCCCCCCCCC